AUGUGGUUCAGUACGGACGUUGUUCGCCCGACGAUAGACACACGCGCCCGACCGUCGCCGCCGCCGCCGCCGCCACACAUUAACCCGCCGCCUCCGCAGCUGAUCGCAACAAGCAGCCAGUCAUGAAGAUGAGCAAAGUGGGCAACCAAACCAACUCUCAAGACCCCCAGGCGGUUAACUCUCGUGUUUUCGUGGGAAAUCUCAACACAUUUCAAUGUAGCAAAACCGACGUCGAAAGAAUGUUUCAACGAUACGGUCGCCUAGUGGGUAUAUCGAUGCACAAAGGAUUUGCUUUCGUUCAGUUCACUAAUCCCUUUGACGCUCGCAGCGCCUGUGUUGGAGAAGAUGCCCGGACAGUUUUGGGGCAAACAUUGGACGUAAACCUAGUGGCCGAACCGAAACCACACCAGACCGGUAGGAAAAGGCAAAACUUAUCGAAAACCGGAAACGACUGGGAAUAUUAUUACAACAGUUAUUAUGCCGCCUCAUCGUCGACAAUAUCGCCACCAACCACUGUGACAGGCAACAACUGUAACAACGGAGGCUCAAAGGCUUCGAAACGUCAAAAGAUUAGCCAUCAGUUUUCGGCAAAAGGUGGCCGUAAUCAGAACGGAGGCUGCGGUGGUGGUCAACCUCUAUCUGGACAAGGGCUACAGCAACAGUCGCAUCACGCCAUAGUGCCGGACCAACUCAAACUAUACAGCAAUCCAGACAUACUGAUAUGUGGUAACUGUCGCGAAAUGUUCACCGAACUGCAAGGUUUGUUGGAUCACAAGAAGGAAUACUGCAAGCUCAGGUUCACGUGCAAGUGUAACAACUCAGUCAAGCCCAAUUUCAACAACAAUAACAAAUGGCCCGGAAACUUGAACGAAGGCUGCAUAUCUUUGGUGUGCGUCCAGUGCAAAGAAUCAUUCGAUAGCGCUUGGGAUCUAAUGGUGCACGCACAAUCAGCACAUAUGAUGAACGUCUACCAGUUGACCACUAGGGACCAGGUUACGGCGUCGCCUGUGGGUACAGAAUCAGAAAACGGAUCGACGUGUUCCGUUGGCGCUCAAGUGAACAUCGACGAAGACGCAAACGGGUCGGCUGACGAGUCUCUGUGCGGAGGCCGUAACGAGUUGUACGAACCGAUGGACAAUGAUCGCGUUCGUGAUGACACCUCUCCAACGGCAAUGAGCUUCAUCGGCGAAACGGAAAAGGAGUUGACCGAUGCACCGCAGAUGACAUCUUCCUGUCAGACUUGUCUCAUACAACAGCCUAACAUCCAAGCACUUAUGGGCGUCCACUGAACCGCAAACAAAUAACAAUAUUAUAUACCGUAUACAUAUAUAAUAUUAUCAUUUCGUCGCCAUAAUAUAUUAUAGUAUAUUAUUAUAUCAUAAAUAGAUUUGCUUUUCAAACUAACACUACCGCCAGAACACUAGGUAACUUCCGCACCAUUCAUACGGUCAAUACAGCAAUAUUAUUAUUAUUAUUAUUAUUAUCAUUAUUAUUAUCAUCAUCAUCAUCAUUAUUAUUGUGAUUGUUGUUAUUGUUAUUAUUGUAAUAUAAUAUUAUAAUGUACGUAACCUAUAACGUAUGUUAAAAAAACAUGACGUAUUACGUUUAUAUUACAUUAAAUAUGUUUAAGGAAAAUUUGAAUCCCUUGACGAUUCUUUGCAAAAGUACUUAAGAGUUCAGUUGGAUAUUAUUAUUAUUAAAUAGAAAUUAUUAUUAAUUUACUUGCUAGUUAAAAACAACUUUUUUUAAUAAUUUUCUUUUUCAUCACUACAUAAUAUUUAUACGUACAUUUUUAAGACCACCUAAUACUUGUGUACGGUGAACGUAACACUCAUCGUUCAAGGCGCCUAUAAUAAUAUUUAUAUAUAUAUAAUAAAUGUAUCGUUUUUAUUUUAUUUCAACUAUAAAAUAAUGCACAAUAACAAUAUCGGAGAUUCUACGAAUGCAUAUAAUACAUGUAUCGAUUUUAAGCAGAAUAAUUUUUCAUGCUUGACGAAACAAAUUACAAUUAUGCGUGUAAUAUAGAUAGGUAUGAUUACUAGGUAUGUAUUGUAUACAGGGCAAUUCAUUGAAAUGUUAACACUCCUCAGGCAGCAUUUGAAAAUAUUAUAAUCACAAAUAAUAAAAUGUGAAACGGUUUGGCUAGAUUAGGUUAGUACCUAUAAUAUAAUAUAAUAUAAUACAAUAUUUGGAGUGUAUAAUCAUUCUUAAAUGCUUUCUGGGCCAUUUUCUCAAAAAGUUUUAAGCAAUUUUAGAGAAAAAAAAAUUUUCUUAUAAUUUGAACUCGUUUUAAUAAAAUAUUUUGA
This is a messenger RNA of Rhopalosiphum maidis (corn leaf aphid), 2306 nucleotides long. Its product is annotated as heterogeneous nuclear ribonucleoprotein C-like 3. Gene Ontology annotation, molecular function: RNA binding. The coding region runs from base 123 to 1289 and encodes 388 amino acids. The transcript is spliced from 10 exons. NCBI's taxonomy places the organism in Eukaryota, Metazoa, Arthropoda, Insecta, Hemiptera, Aphididae. Gene Ontology annotation, cellular component: nucleus. The record is from RefSeq and is a predicted model, not a curated record.